AUGUCCUCAAAACCACUUCAAAAUUUUCCCAAGGUAUUCAAACGAGACCCUUUCCAUACUUUAGAUCCCUGCAGCCCGAGUCAUCUUGCAAAUGACAUGGCAUUGUCGGUGUUAGAGAAGAAGUUCGACGAUUUAGAGCCACUCGCUCGAUCUCACAGCAGUGGAAUUGAAGAUGGAAUUGCAAAUAACGAUCUGUCUGAGGUAGGGGUCUACUACUCACGACUAACUCUAAGGUUUUCAUAA
Messenger RNA from Haemonchus placei, 243 nucleotides. The record is from the annotation of a GenBank genome assembly. NCBI's taxonomy places the organism in Eukaryota, Metazoa, Nematoda, Chromadorea, Rhabditida, Trichostrongylidae.